AUGGCAUGUAAAGAAGAGGUAGAUCAAUUAAAGCUCGAACUUGACGAGGCUGUCGCGCGCAUCGCGGAACUCCAAGUUAAUAAUCAAGUGGAUGUUACUCGUUUAUCAAGGCUUACGGGAUUUUACAAUGAGGAUCCGAGUUUGUGGUUCAUUCAGGUCGAGGCUGCUUUCGCGAACGCGAGAAUUACGAGCGACAGAACAAAAGCUAACCAUGUUAUAUCCGAGUUGGGUCCGGAAGUGAUCGUGUGUAUUCGUGAUUUGAUUACUGAGGAUCCUCGUCCGGACGAUCUUUACGGAAAGAUUAAAGCGCGAAUUAUAAGUCAUUUUUCUGUUUCUUCUGAAGCGCGUCUACGGCAGUUGCUCAAGGGUGAUGUUUCUUCUGCAGGGAAACCAUCACAAAUCCUUAGUCGAUUGAAUAACUUAAAUGAUAAUCGGUGCGGUACCGAUAUCAUUCGAUCUAUUUUCUUGGAUCAAUUGCCCGUUCAGCAUCGUGCUAUUUUAGUGGCGUCGCAAAUCAAGGAACUUUCUGAUCUUGCCAUCAUGGCCGAUAAAAUAUUCGAGAGUGUUGAACUGACAACCGUAAAUGUUGCUUCAACUAAGGUUGAAAAUUUGCAUACUUUCAACCUCGAGGAGAAAAUUGAUAUGUUAACCGCGAAAAUUGCUUCUUUAGAGCGAAAAUCUGAUCGUUCUCGCGCGAGAGGACCUACUGAACGAUCUCGAUCCAAUUCAAAACAUAGAAGUCGAUCUAAAUCUACAAAUUCAAAUGGAAGGUGUUUUUACCAUAGUAAAUUCGGGAAGAAUGCAAAAAAGUGUAGAGAACCGUGUUCGUGGAUUGAUUACUCGGAGAAAAACAAAAAGAGCGAUUCGGAAAACUGA
Messenger RNA from Leptopilina heterotoma, 876 nucleotides. RefSeq lists its product as uncharacterized. The coding region runs from base 1 to 876 and encodes 291 amino acids. The record is from RefSeq and is a predicted model, not a curated record. Lineage: Eukaryota; Metazoa; Arthropoda; Insecta; Hymenoptera; Figitidae. The transcript has a single exon.